Molecule: messenger RNA, 252 nt
Organism: Triticum turgidum subsp. durum (durum wheat)
Lineage: Eukaryota; Viridiplantae; Streptophyta; Magnoliopsida; Poales; Poaceae
Source: the annotation of a GenBank genome assembly
AUGGAGGUGGUGAAUGCGUUGAGCCAAGGCUACUCAUCUUUAGUCGCUUCAUCCAUUAUAGAUUACUGUUACUUUAUGUCAUUAGGUUUUCCCCAUGUCAUUUAUGAUCAUUGUAAUAGGGAAAGUAAUCGAGUAGCUCAUGAACUAGCAAGGUUGGCUAGGUUUUCUUAUCCGAGUGUUUGGAUGGAUAACGCCCCUGAUGAGGUUAUCCUUUUACUUGUAAAUGAUGCUACUUUACUUAUGAAUGAAUAA